Molecule: messenger RNA, 303 nt
Organism: Histoplasma mississippiense
Lineage: Eukaryota; Fungi; Ascomycota; Eurotiomycetes; Onygenales; Ajellomycetaceae
Exons: 4
Coding region: 1-303 (100 amino acids)
Source: RefSeq, a predicted model, not a curated record
AUGACUGCAGCCGCUGUCACAGUUAAAAGCGUCAGAUUGAAGAUGAAGAUGGAGAUAUUUAACAGUUGUAAAAAUUCUGCUUUUGCUGCUGUUUCUCCUGCUUCUUCUGUGCUUUCAAUGAUUGUGACAGAGAUGAUGCCAAAGCAGUACAGAGUCAAAGUUAUAAAUCUUCAAAUAUUGAUGGAUUUUAUCUGUACUGAGAAGGUUUCCAAAGCUCAUCUGAAGAAGAAGGCAAAGAUGCCGGUGUUAGAGACUUCAUCAAUGAAGAAGAAGUUUAAUGAGAGUGAGGUGGUGGAAGAAUGA